ACAGAUUUUGUCCUUUUUGGUUUUCCUGGAAUCAUAAAAUACAGAAGACUGUUAACAAUCCCAUUUCUUCUAUUAUAUCUCAUUAUUCUGUCUGGAAACAUCCUCAUCAUUCACCGGAUUUUUGUUGAACCGAGCCUCAGCUCGCCCAUGUACUUCCUCAUGUCCCUCCUCUUCACUGUCAAUCUUUCCUCCACAACUGCCAUCCUGCCAAAAUUCCUCCUCGAUCUAUCUUUUGAUAUAAACCAGAUCACAUUCUCUGGUUGCCUCAGUCAGAUGUUCUACAUAUACUUCAUGGCUAUUUUUGAGUCUGGUGUUAUCCUCUCAAUGGCCCUGGACAGGUUCAUCGCUAUCUGUAGACCUUUACAAUACAACAACAUCAUGACCCCACGUUUGCUGCUUCAGUUGGCUUUCAUUGGGGUGGCACGGAGUGCUCUCUUUGUUUCUCCGAUGGUCAUACUGACUUCUAGAGUCCACUUCUGUAAAUCCAACAUCAUCCUGAAUUUUGUCUGUGAGAAUAUGGGGAUUUUGAGCCUUGCCUGCGGAGAUAUCUCCAAACAGCAAGCUGUCGGUCUCAUGGUUAGGAUCUUGGUCACUGUCAUUGAUGUCAGUCUUCUCCUACUGUCCUACUCCAGCAUUAUCUACACGGCCAUGAAGAUUGCUGUUGGGAAAGCCCGUCACAAAGCCUUACACACCUGCGGAGCACAUCUGACUGUGGCCACCAUGAUUUACGUGUCCGCACUGUUGUCAUCAAUUGUGUACCGCAUGCAAACUCAUAUCUCCUAUGACAUUCAGAACCUGUUCAAUGCGAUCUAUCUCAUGCUACCGGCUUCCCUAAAUCCCUUCAUCUAUGGGCUGGGGGUGAAAGAGAUCAGAAGGUGCUUCAGCAGGUCCAGAAAUAAAAAGAAUACGAUGAUCUCAUCCUCGAUGCGCAUUCAGGUCAACGAGAAAUUUGUUUUACGAUUUUCAGCUGAAAAGUAG
Messenger RNA from Nanorana parkeri, 978 nucleotides. RefSeq names its product olfactory receptor 52K1-like. The transcript has a single exon. NCBI's taxonomy places the organism in Eukaryota, Metazoa, Chordata, Amphibia, Anura, Dicroglossidae. Gene Ontology annotation, molecular function: G protein-coupled receptor activity; olfactory receptor activity. The record is from RefSeq and is a predicted model, not a curated record. The coding region runs from base 148 to 978 and encodes 276 amino acids. Gene Ontology annotation, cellular component: membrane. Gene Ontology annotation, biological process: G protein-coupled receptor signaling pathway.